AUGGCGGGUCACGCUCCGGGGCUGUGCUGCCCAGCUGCUCCUCUCAGCGGGGCUGCCCAGCUGCUGCUGCCCGCUGCCCGCGUCCGCCUGACGGGGAGAUGUGUGCCGGCGGGAGGCACGCAGGUGUCGCUUCUGAAUCGUUUUUCAGAGUGUUAUGCUGACUUCUUCAGAGAGGACUUUGAUGUGAAGGCUUACACGUCGCAGUCGAUCCAUCGGGCGGUGAUAGCUGAGCAGCUCGCAAAGCUUGCCCAAGGUAUCAGCCAGCUGGAUAAAGAGCUGCAUGUACAAGUUGUUGCAAGACAUGAAGACCUGUUGGCUCAAGCAACUGGAAUUGAAUCUCUAGAAGGUGUUCUCCAAAUGAUGCAGACCAGAAUUGGUGCUCUACAAAGUACUGUUGAUAGAAUUAGAGCCAAAAUUGUUGAUCCCUACAACAAAAUAGUGUCUCGCACGGCUCAGCUAGCAAAGCUUCAGGCUGCCUGUGACUUGCUGAGGAGGAUAAUACGCAUCUUGCAUCUCAGUAAGAGACUUCAAGGACAACUACAAGGGGGAAGCAGGGAGAUAACAAAAGCUGCCCAGAGUCUCAAUGAACUUGGUGAGUCCUUCUUGCUUUUAGAGGCAUUUUUAGCUUGUGCUCAUAUGACUCACGUUGGUGUUUGACUUUGCAAGAAAAUG
Molecule: messenger RNA, 672 nt
Organism: Meleagris gallopavo (turkey)
Lineage: Eukaryota; Metazoa; Chordata; Aves; Galliformes; Phasianidae
Source: RefSeq, a predicted model, not a curated record